Myxocyprinus asiaticus (Chinese sucker) is the source of this 2633-nucleotide messenger RNA. It is a transcript of the gene spag1b, whose product is annotated as sperm associated antigen 1b. Gene Ontology annotation, molecular function: heat shock protein binding. The record is from RefSeq and is a predicted model, not a curated record. The transcript has 15 exons. Gene Ontology annotation, cellular component: cytosol; mitochondrion. The coding region runs from base 113 to 2098 and encodes 661 amino acids. Lineage: Eukaryota; Metazoa; Chordata; Actinopteri; Cypriniformes; Catostomidae.
GAAACCGGACGCGUGGACAGUGAUUAGCUCUCGUCAGAAACUGCUUCAUAAAAGCCUUUAAAUCAACAACAGAAAUACUUUUAUUGAUUUAUCAGGAAUAAAUAUAGGUGUCAUGAGUGUUCAGGCUGUUUCUGCUCUGGUGGCUCCGGGUUCGAGCUGCAGGUCGGUUCCAGUGGAGCAUCUGGACUACAGCUUCAUCCAGAACUGCUCAGACCUGAAACAUCUGGAGCAGAUCCUGAGAGUCCUGCGGUCUGGUCAGGAGGGGUUUUACCCUCAUCUCAUUGAGUUCUGUGAGAAGCACAUCGAGAAACUCGACCCGAAGUCUCGAGUCCUCAGGCAGGAGAAGAGAGUCUCCACCGCUGCAUGUUUCUCCACAGAGGAAUGGACUGAGAUCUCUGAAGAGCUGCAGAUGUGGGAGAGAAACAUGAGAAUAAAUGAAACUGCAUUAAAGCGAAGCUCUUUAUUCAGUGAUGUUGAAGAUGUGCCGCCAGUGCGUUCAUCAAACACCACAGUUCAGAGAACCGUCAGUGUUGACGUGAAGAAAUACAAAACAUCGUCCGUCCCUCGAGCAUACAGAGACUGGGACAGGUUUGAUGUGGAUAAAGAGUGUGCUAAAAUAGACGAGAACCCUGAGACCGCUGACAGAACGACCCAUCACAGCACCACCAUUAAUCCAGACCUCCCUAAAAUCAAACACACAAUCAGCAACACAGCUCUGAGUGCUCAGGAGAAAUGUGUUCUGGCUCGCCGUGAGAAAGAUAAAGGUAAUGAAGCUUUCAGAAGUGGAGAUUAUGAGGAGGCGGCGGUGUAUUACAGCAGGAGUCUGUCUCUCAUGUCAUCAGUCGCUGCGUAUAAUAACCGCGCUCAGACUUACAUCAGACUCCAGCGCUGGCACGCGGCUCUCAGCGACUGUGAUGCGGUUUUACAGCUGGAACCAGGAAAUGUUAAAGCUCUAUUGAGUCGCUCUACUGUGCACAAGCAUCUGGGUCACCUGCAGGAAUGUCACACUGAUCUGAGAACAGUUCUGCUGAUGGAGCCACACAACAUCACAGCACAGAAGCUCCUGCUGGAACACAGACAAACUGACAAUCAUCAUGAAAAACACAGAGUCGGCACAAAGAUCCUCAUUCAGGAGGUGGAAGAAGAAGAGGAGGAGUGUUAUGAUGAAGAGGAGAAAGGGGAGGAUUAUAAUGAUGAAGUUUGUGUUUCAGUCUUGAAUUCAGAGUCUCAGUUUAACGUCCUGAAGACAGAAGGGAAUGAUUUAGUCAAGAGAGGCUGCUAUCAGGACGCACUCCACAAAUACACUGAAUGUGUUGAGCUGAAGCCGCACGAGUGUGCCGUUUACACCAACAGAGCGCUCUGUUAUAUUAAACUGGAGCGCUUUACUGAAGCAAAGCAGGACUGUGACUCCGCCCUCCAGCUCGACCCCACCAAUAAGAAAGCUUUCUACAGACGUGCACUGGCCUAUAAGGGUCUGAAGGAUUACCUGGCAUGUCGUUCAGACCUGCAGCAGGUGUUGUGUUUGGAUGUGAGUGUUGUGGAGGCUCAGGAGCUGCUGAUGGAGGUCAAACAUCUGAUGGAGGAGAGUCAAUGUUCUCCAGCACGACCACGCAGGAAUGUUCCUAUCACUGAGGUGGACAGUGAGGAUGAUGAUGGUGAUGAAUAUCAGGACAGCAGUGAUAACAGACCGAACCGCCACGCUGACUUCUCGUCCACCCACCUGCAGCCAUCUAACGCUUACGAGUUUGGUCAAGCGCUGAACGCCGCUCGCUCUCACGGUGACCUUUUGACCUGCGCUGAGCUCCUGUGCAACGUCGCAUCCGAGCAUCUCCCGCAGUACAUCAGCACACAACUGGACGCACACACCAUCAGCUUCAUCAUACAAACACUGAACACACACCUGCUGCACACACACACACAGCUGGUGUAUGAACACCUCACACACCUGCACACGGCAAACAGAUUCUCGAUGGUGUUGAUGUUGUUGGACUGUCAGGAACGCAGACAGCUGUCACACCUCUUUGAACAACUGAGUGCACUGCAGAAUGAAGCCUUUUCACAAAAUGAUGUCAAAAAUUUGGCCCACAAAUACAUCUGAUGCUCCUUCCAUCAUCUGGAUGAGCUCAAUACGUUUGGAACUACAAACAUCUGUGAAACAUCAGACUGUCUGUACUGUCAGUGACACUCAUUUCACUUUAUAAUCUUACAUUUACUGCUAUAAACAUAUGCAAAACACAUUUGCAUUAAUUUGAAAUAUGCAUGAUUUAUGCAUAAACAACUGGGACUGUAUAGGAACAACGUUAUUUAAAUACAGGAGCUCUAGUUUUGGUGUUUGAUAUUAAAAGUGCAAUACAAAACAUGUUACGCAACAACACACACAGAGGGACUCCAGCUUUUGUUCUCAAGUUUCAGUGUGAGAUCUGUUGGAAUUGGAGGUUAUUCAUAUUUACUGUAUAUGACGUUACCUGCUAAAACAGAAAUCGAAUGUUGUAAAUGAAUUCAAUAAGUGCAUGCAACUACUUUCUGCAUAAUCCUUGAGAUUUAUCCAGUCUCUGCUCUUCUGUGUCAGUUCUUAAUAACAGUGACAUCAGGGGGCAAAUUACAGGGGGUUUUGGGGCAUCUAAAUAAAAUCA